Molecule: messenger RNA, 4168 nt
Organism: Mauremys mutica (yellowpond turtle)
Lineage: Eukaryota; Metazoa; Chordata; Testudines; Geoemydidae
Gene: MCF2L2
Product: MCF.2 cell line derived transforming sequence-like 2
Exons: 34
Coding region: 126-3869 (1247 amino acids)
Biological process (GO): intracellular signal transduction
Cellular component (GO): cytoplasm
Molecular function (GO): guanyl-nucleotide exchange factor activity; protein binding
Source: RefSeq, a predicted model, not a curated record
UUUUAAACAGCCCACCGCACCUCUCUCUUUGUCCAGUGUUUCCUGAAGAGACGUGAUGAGGAUUUUAACAUACUCCCUAGGCUCAGCGUGUGUGUGUGCGCUUUAUCCUUGAAGGUCAACCAAGCAUGAGGCUUAAAAUGGACAUACAUCUCUCACUGCCAAAGCGCUUCUGUGAAAUGCUUUUUUGGUUAAAAGAAGAAGAGAUGUCACAUCAGGAGCUAACCCAGCGACUGGCUACAGUCAUCACUCAUGUGGAUGAAAUCAUGCAGCAGGAGAUAAGGCCGCUGGUCGCAGUGGAUAUAAUUGAGCAGCUCCACAGGCAAUUUGCCAUCCUGUCAGGAGGCAGAGGGAAGGAUGGGGCACCCAUUAUAACUUUCCCAGAGUAUGCAGGAUUCAGCGAUAUACCCGACGAGGAUUUUCUGAACGUUGUGACGUAUUUAACCAGCAUUCCCAGUCUGGAGGCUGCCAGCAUUGGUUUCAUCAUCGUUAUAGACCGACGACGGGACAAAUGGAGUGCGGUAAAGGCAUCCCUGACACGGAUAGCAGGAGCUUUCCCGGGGAACCUGCAGCUGGUCUUUGUCCUGCGGCCCUCCCGCUUUAUUCACAGGACAAUCGCUGAUAUCGGCAUUAAACUCUAUCGAGACGACUUUAAAAUGAAGAUCAUCAUGUUAAAUUCUAUUUCUGAUCUACAUGGCUAUAUUGACAAAAGUCAGCUAACCCGAGAGUUAGGGGGAACCCUGGAGUAUGGCCACAGUCAAUGGAUACACCAUCGAACUGCCAUUGAGAACUUUGCCAUGACAGUGAAAACGACAGCACAGAUGCUACAGACCUUUGGAACGGACCUGGCAGAGACUGAGCUUCCCAACGAUGUGCAGUGCACGGAGGAACUCCUCUCCUCCCACACGGAGCACCACAACAAGCUGAAGGAUGAGCUGAAACUAGCUGUGAAGCAGGGGGCCACACUCCUGACGUGUAUUAGAGAGCCAGUCACACGGAGCUCCACUAGCAAACUCAGUCCAGACGAGCUAGAGAAUGUAGCGACGGUGGAAAGGUUAUUGGCUCAGUUGGAUGAAACAGAAAAGGCUUUUGAUCAAUUUUGGUCCAAACAUCACCUAAAACUGGAACAGUGCCUGCAGCUCCGACACUUUGAACAUGAUUUCAGAGAGGUAAAACUGGAACUGGAUAAUCUGAUGGACGCGCAAGCUGGUUUCACAGAUAUUGGAGACAGCGUGACUCGAGUGGAGCACCUCCUAAAGGAACGGAAACAACUGGAAGAGAAAGGACAGGAACCUUUGGAAAAGGCCCAGUCGCUAGCACUGCAUGGAGACCAGCUCAUCCAAAACAACCAUUAUGCAGUUGACUCCAUUAGGCCAAAAUGUGUUGAACUCAGGCGUAUCUGCGAUGACUUUACCAAUGAGACCAAGAAGAAAUAUGAUAUUUUGGGAAAGUCCCUUGAGCUGCAUAAGCAGUUAGACAAGGCGAGGCAAUGGUGUGAAGCUGGAAUCUACCUCUUAGCUUCUCAAGCUGUGGACAAGUGCCAGUCACAAGAGGGAGCUGAGACGGCGCUGUGUGACAUAGAGAAAUUCCUGGGAACCGCUAAGGAACACCAGUUGUCUAACCCUAAGGAAUUCUACAACCAGUUCGACAUGAUUCUAACCCCUGAAAUAAAGGCCAAUGCCCAAAAAGUUCUACAAAAACUAGAAGACGUGCAAGAAAUGUUUGACAAGAGGCAAGUGAGUUUGAAGAAGCUGGCAGCCAAGCAGACUCGGCCGGUACAACCUGUCGCCCCGCAUCCUGAAUCCUCCCCCAAGCGAGCAUCACCCAAGAGCACCGGACCGGCACCAUUAACUACCAAUAGGAGAUCAGCAGAAAUUCCCUGUCCACCAAAGUCCAUCUCUGAGGUAGAAUUAUCAAAAAAGAAAAGUAUUAAGAAGACUAAAGGCGGAAUUAAGAUUGAAGUGAUGCAUGAAGCCAGUCAAGGUGGGUCCAGCAGAGUCUUGGUGAUGAGUGAAAGCGAGGAGAAUCUUUCCACUAGGAGGAGCCACAUAAUAAAUGAACUGAUAGAAACAGAGCGGGUUUAUGUAGAAGAACUUCAAAGUAUAAUAGAGGGCUAUGCUUCAGAAAUGGACAAUCCUGAUUUAAUUCAUCUGAUCCCAUCGGCUCUUCAGAACAAAAAGGAAGUUCUUUUUGGCAACCUCCCGGAAAUCUACGAAUUCCACAACAGAAUUUUCCUUAAGGAGCUGGAAAAUUGCAUUGAGAACCCUGAGCUUCUUGGUCGGUGCUUUUUAAAAAGAAAAGAGGACCUCCAAGUAUAUGAAAAAUACUGUCAGAACAAGCUAAGAUCUGAAGCCCUCUGGAGACAAUGUGGAGAUAGCCUCUUCUUUCAGGAAUGCCAGCGUAAACUGGAUCAUAAACUUUCACUAGAUGCUUAUCUCUUAAAGCCAGUCCAGAGGAUCACAAAGUACCAGUUGCUUUUGAAGGAAAUGCUGAAAUGCAGCAAGAAUUCUGAAGGCACCGCCGAAUUGGAAGAGGCACUGGCCACAAUGCUUGAUAUCAUCAAGUCAGUGAAUGAUUCCAUGCAUCAAAUAGCCAUCACGGGAUAUGAGGGAGACGUGCAUGAGCUUGGCAAGCUGCUGAUGCAGGGCUCCUUCAACGUCUGGACUGAUCACAAGAAGGGCCAUAGCAAGGUGAAAGACUUGGCUAGGUUCAAACCGAUGCAGAGGCACCUCUUUCUCUACACAAAGAUCCUGCUCUUCUGCAAGAAACGGGACGAAAACACGGACGGCCACGAGAAGUCUCCUUCAUACAGCUUUAAGAAUUCUUUAAAGAUGAGUACUGUUGGCAUCACAGAAAAUGUAAAGGGCGAUAACAAGAAGUUUGAGAUCUGGUACAAUGGCCGAGAAGAGGUCUAUAUCAUUCAGGCAUCUUCCAUCGAGUUGAAAAACAUCUGGGUUUCUGAGAUUAGAAAAGUCCUGACAGGACAACUGGAAGCAUGCAGAGAAGCAAGCCAGCUACACCAAAGAAUCACGGAGAGUGUGUACCAUGCACCGAUGAAUUCCUCCAACUCAACCAGAUAUAGCAGGAAGUCAUCAACUGCGUAUGAAAAUAAAUCUGAGCCAACAAACCGGGAAACAUCUAACGACAGGAGCAGAAACUCCAGUCCCAGCACUAGACAAAGGAGAGAUCCAGAAUCUAAAGAGAGAGACGUUACCCGUCGCUUUUCCCUUGCCUCCUCCAUCAGCACCACAGUCACCACAUCUGCUCUGACCAAAGGUCCCCUGGGUUCUGCAGUUAAAGUCAAGAGACAUGAAAUAAAGAGUGAUCCAACUCCCCUGGGGUUUGAAGAUGCUUUUGAGAACACCAUCUUAGCCCAGACUAAAUGUAAUGCCGGUUCCAUCACAAGACCAGUUCCCAGAUCUGCUUCACAGACAGGUUGGCCCAGCAGGCAGAUGCCCUCGCUAGACACCUUUGAGGAUUUCGAAGCCAUCCCAUCCAGCACGGAUGAACUCUCCAACUCUUCUGACAUGGAGGAAGAGGCCAAUCCUAACAAUGGAUCCAAUCUUUUACGGGUAGAAGGCAGUUAUGAAACCUGUUUCCCAGAGUCUUUCACUCUAGAGAAUGGAGAUUUAGUGCAUUUUGUACAGGAAGGAGAAAAUGGACAAUGGUUAGUAAAGAAGCUGGCUUCUGAGAAAAGUGAUUGGGUUCCUUCCAGUGUGUUACACCCUGCGGAAGGUGAUAGCAACAGUAUCCUUAGGAAGAACAAUGAAGAAGUGUACAAUGAUACAUGCAGCACGGCCCUGGCAGACACUGAAAUGAAGGAAAGCGAGCUGGCCAGAAGCUUAACGGCAGAACAGAGGGCUGGGAGUUGAACUGCAGGACAGGUUUUCCUCAGGACUCGUUCCUCUUCCUUAUUUGUUUUGGUGGAUGCUGGAUCAAGUCACCUUUCCCACAAGCUCUGAGCUUCAGAAUUCAUUCCAACCUCAUUGACAGGAAAGCUGCUUGGUCCACGGCAUGAGCUGAAAAACUGAAGGAGCAUUAAAAAUUCAAACAGCAUCACUGAACCGAAAAAAAUGCUUCUCGCAUUGUUUAUUGAACCAUUUGAUAGGAUGUGGCCUAAAUUAGGUCGACAGCAGAGUGGAAAGUUACUAUGCACUCACCUUGUGGCGAC